Molecule: messenger RNA, 4863 nt
Organism: Cephus cinctus (wheat stem sawfly)
Lineage: Eukaryota; Metazoa; Arthropoda; Insecta; Hymenoptera; Cephidae
Product: protein obstructor-E
Exons: 8
Coding region: 3709-4482 (257 amino acids)
Cellular component (GO): extracellular region
Molecular function (GO): chitin binding
Source: RefSeq, a predicted model, not a curated record
UCCGUCCCAGGGCUUACAUAGGGCAUCCCCCACCAUCGGCUUACAGGGAACUACAGGACCCCAAUUACACGCUUGCAAGGACCUCACCUCUUGCGCAGGAAGUGCAACGUCUUGCACGCAGAGGAAUCCCCACCUUGUAAAAAUCCAAUGAAAAAGAGUAAAGAAAAAGAAAACAAGAAUUAUGCACAAGAGUGCACGCACUUCUUUUGGGUGCCACAGCAAUGGCACAUGUCUUGGUUUGUUCUGCAAAGAAUGUAACUGCAAUCAUCCUCAAGAAUCCUUGAAAAAUUCCAUUCGCAGUACUUACCCACGACCUACCAUGCUUCCUUUCAAGGGGGCCCUUAUGCAUCUUGCGUCGACUGUUGGCGUCACAUCAUGCGUUUUAUUAUCCGGUUCUUCUCGCAAAUCCAACGAGUUUUGGGCAAUGAGGAAGAGGUUACAAGUGGACGGUAUAACGUAAUCUCUGAAAUCGGUGCGUGCCAGGAUGAGCUCCUCCUACAGUUUAUCACGCAGUACGUGACAUUGCUCUACCUAUGAGAUACGUGAUGCGAAUCUGUUUGCAUUGUAUGGCAUCUCCCUGUACGGAACUCGAAGGAUCAUCUUCCAGGAGCCUCAUAAAGUAGUCGAGGAUGAUUGAACGAUCCUGCCGGUAUUACUAAGCGAUUCCAGCGUCUCUCGCCAGGGGAUAGAUAUAUUUAUAUCUUGCACUUCUGCGAAAUGGUCCCGCUCGCAAAUUCACCUCUCUGUGAUCCUAUAUACAUACCUACACAUAGAUAUAACAGCCUAUGGGCCUCCCUUGUCCUUUAGCUACGUCCCUUGUUUCCUUUUUCCUUUUUUUUUUCUUUUGAAUUUUUUUUAUUGCACCGUUGCUCCUCCGCUGUUCACUCUCAUCCUCUUCCAAGUCUGUUUACAACGACCGGCUCUAGGAGGACCAGAGGGUGGAAUGCCGCGAGAAGAAGAGGAGCAUCGGACCCCAAGAGAAAAUAAAAGAAGGAACGAGCUCAUGGAUGGAAUGGAAGAAAAAAGGUGAGGAGCGGAGGUUGGAUGCUGGAGGAAGAGGAGGUGGACCAAGUGCACGCCCUUUCGAACAAUUAAUUUCGCAGGAGCGAUGGUGCACAGUGUAUAUAAGAUAUGGGAUAAGGAAUUACUGUCAUGGCCAAUGUACACCUUAAAUUUGGCAAGCUUACACGACAUGCCACUUAGCGUAAUCAUCAACUUCGGCUGUCUUUCUAAUUUACAUUGAGUAAUCUGGAACAGCAUAACGGCAGGACCUCAACUGUAAACGUAUGAAUUUCCGCAAGUGCAAGAAUACCUUAGGUGCAUACAAUAUUAAGGAAAAAAUGUCCCGUAACGUCACUUGGGCAUUCGGACCACGUGUGAGCCAGUACCGUGCAUUCCUCAGUAACUGGAUGCACCCCCGUUUACCCUAAAUUACAAUCCUCAAGGGGCUAUCCCUUUGGCUAGUGGGAUAAGCUACAUUACUUAUGACACCAUAGGGGCCAUCUAAUAAAUCUGGUAAACGUAUAGUAUAGCUGCAUAUAUACACUUGGUAUACCCAAAGAAGAAGCGCCACUUAACGCGAUCUUUUAAGAUGCUCAGGUAAUGUAUAUUCGCAUAAGGAAAAAUCAACCGUUUUAAGAAUUCCCAGGCGGUAACAUUCGUCGGUUUUCUACAUACGAAGAUAAAUACGAAUUCCCAUACGUAUCUUGGUCUUAUAUGUGCUGUAUAAUGUGAGCACACCUUUGCACAACUGAUGCAGGACGUUACAUACGGAUGACCGUAGGAUCCCACGUAACUCGGGGCCUCAGACCAGAUACUUGGUAUCCAGCCUGUGGCUCCGGCUAAACGCUCUAAUGAAGCGAAUACAUUUCGGGGAAGGAAGAAUGGCGGUACUGGACUCUGCUGUAAAAAAUAAUUAAAAAAGAUACUAAGAGGACUCGCAGGAUGAUGGUGCGCAAGGGGAGUGCGGAGAAUCCGUACAGCCAGAAGAAGAGGCUGAGGAGGAAAAGAAAGGAAAGAAAAGAGCAGAUAAAGAAGGUGCUCGAGGAGGUGGAGGAGGAGGAGAGGAGGUGGUGCUGUGGCUCGAACGCGUCAAGGCCCAGGGGUCCUUGCUCUCCGGGUCAUAGCGGCCCACAGACUCAUAACAUUUCACCUUACCCCGCCUGCCCGCCACUCGGCACUCGAAUCUACGGUCCCACGGAUUAGGAAUUAGGGGAUCGUUCAUUAGCUGGAUUACAUAGGGAGCUGGAUUCUAUGGGGUUUUGCUUUCUUUUUUCAAUCUAUAAUUUUACGUAAUCAAUAGUAGAUUUGAUGAAUUUUAGUCAUUUAUUUUAACUUCUACAUACUUCAUGGCGUUUUCUUAUUUUUUUCUAGAGGACCAAGUAAUGUCUUGCGUAAUCAGGCGUACCUUGUAAUACGUAGCAUGAGAGAUUCCAUGGAAUACUGCAACCAGAUUUACUUGACUGUAUGACGGCUUGCCAUUACGUACGGAGUCAUGUGGCGUGAUGUCGGUAAAUAGAAAUUUAUUUACAAAGCUACAAAGUCAAUUAGAUAAUUUUCAUACUGAUAAUAAACGAUACUCCAUUGGAACGUAAUUUUUGGAUAAGGUGACUAAAACCCACAAGAAAUCAGGAUCUGGUAUCGCAACAGGACGACCGUCGUCAACAUAAACAGUGGGAAUUCUCGAGUUUUUGGAAGCGAAUCGUUAAUCCAAACGGAGGAUUUCUUACACACGUUUUUCAUGGGAUGUCCAGGCAUGGAGAUGCGCAUGGCGAGACGCGCGCCAAAGAAACCGUGAAGGGCCUUGGUGGCGAACCUGACAUCUUGCAUAUUCCGCUGGAGCGAAGAAAUGUAAAAGGAAUAAGAAAGGAGAGAAAAAAAGAUAAGGAGGAAGAAACGUCGUAAAAAUGUUCCAACGAUUUUGCGCGACGAGCGGCUAACGAGGAAAAAUGAAAUCAGUUCAGGGAUUAUGAGAUCCAGAAAAAGAGAAGAUGCUGAUAACGAUGUUAAGAGAAAUUGCAAGAGGUAGGAUAAAAAAAGUGGAUCUGGAUGGUGUUUUUCUGCUAUCCUGUCAACAUCCGUUAACUUCUGUAGCAAGAAUAAAUACUGUGCUAUCAUCAAAAAAGCGUAUCGUCAAGCGUCUGAUCAAAGAGAUUGAAUUAAAAAAAAAAAAAACGGAACUGUAAGAAAUAUUAACAAGAGCAAGCUAGUCGACGAGUUACCGAUGGAAAUUGGCCGAUGUGGAAUGAAGCGAGAAACGUAAGAGAAAUAGGAAAGAAAGGAAAUAAAAAAGAAACCUGAAAUCUACUGACUCACGUAGUCAGUGAAUGGUAUUCGAGAUAUCAGAAACACCGAAGUCGAUUUUUCUGGAGGUUCCGAUGCCCCAGCGUCUCGACGACGGACGUCGGCUUCUCGAUACCGCGGUUGCAGUGGAAGAAGCAGCCUGCUCGCCAAGAAGGCCUUCCUAGCUGAGAGACCGCGGCCAGAGAGUGGGGAGCUCAUAUAAGACCCAAGCCAAACGCCUCUCCCAGUGACCAGUCCCGACACGAAAACCCAUCAGUCGAGCUUCUUCGUUCUUGACUGAGAACUUUUUGCUUUGGCACUUUAAUGGUUCCAUCGCCGGAGCUGGAAAUUGUAUAGAGAAAUAACGAGACCAUUCUACCAGCCCAGAACACGAGGAACCGAGUAUAGCCGAAAUUAAUAGCAAUAAUGGGACCGUACCAGGUAGCCACGUCCUUCCUGGUCCUCAUUGCUGUCCAAGGUAUUCUGGCACAAAAGCAACAGCAAGAGGAUCCUUGUCAGACAAAAGCAAGAGUCGUUGGGGACGUUGAGUAUUGUGAUCGUUAUUGGGAAUGUGUCAAUGGUCGCCCAGAAUUGUUUGACUGUCCCAAUGGGUUAGUAUUUGCUGGGAAGCAUCGUGGCGUCACUGAGGGUUGUGAUUAUCCAUGGAGGGCUAAUUAUUGUGAGGGUAAACGCCAGGCUAAUCCGCCAAUUGGUGCUGAGCAUUGUGAUUGGCUCUAUGGUAUAUUUGGUCAUGAGACUUCAUGCACGAGAUAUUGGACUUGUUGGAAUGGAACUGCUACAGAACAAUUGUGCAUUGGUGGACUGUUGUAUAACGAACGUGCGCACUCUUGCGACUGGCCUGAGAACGUAGAGGGUUGCCAGAAGCACCCACUUUGCAAUGACGAUGCCAAUGGGAAUGUGCCCCUGGGUAAAUCCUGCAACCGCUACUGGCAAUGUCAGGGUGGAUAUCCUCGACUCCAGAGGUGUCCCGCCAUGUUGGUCUUCGACAGAAGGUCAUUGAGAUGCGUUGUACCACCUACAGAGGAUUGUGAGGUACCAACGACGCCACCUAAUCUCGAGGGUGAACUUCCGGAUGGAAGGAACGAACAGGAACCGGAAGAGGAGAAUUUACCACCUGGUGUACCAUCCCUACCAGCGGGCGCGGUACCGAUCUCGUUGAGAGGACGUGCCAGAAAUUAAAUUGGAGUCUUCCGGUUGGCUGAUAAAAAAUCUCACGUGGAAUUUUGAUUCUGAAAAUUCGACGUUCUUUCACGGCACACAAGAGGAUCGGUCGAUUCUCCGUUAGCACGUAAACACUUCUUAUCGUUUCUUUUUUAGAAUUAUUUCUGAUAUCGUUGUUACUAUACUAUACCUAUUCGAUUACUAUAGCCGCGCACCUCUGCCCUUUGAAUUUUCUCAUCCUCAAUCAAAAUGUAAAUAUUCCUUUUAUUCAUUUUUCCUUUUGCGCUUUAUUCACAUGCACCCGUGUGAAUAUGCACGCAUAUAUACGUUUACUCUUACGCAUAAGUACGUAGGUGAUUCGUGCAAUAAAGUAUCGUUGUAUAUUUUUUUUAUACGUAA